CUUGUGAUGACAGUGACAUACACAUACCGUGUAGCUGAUGCACGCCUGGGCACCUUCUCACAGCUCCUGCUCCGAUGGAAAGGGAGCAUCUACAAACUCCUCUAUUGCGAGUUCUUAAUCUUCAUCUCUUUCUACUUCGGCAUCAGCCUCAUCUACAGGCUGGUUCUGAAUGAGAGCCAAAGGCUGAUGUUUGAGAAAUUGGCUAUGUAUUGCAAUAGCUAUGCCGAACUGAUCCCGGUGUCCUUUGUACUAGGUUUUUAUGUCACCUUAGUGGUGUCUCGAUGGUGGGGACAGUAUGAGAGCAUCCCAUGGCCUGACCGCAUUAUGAACCUGGUCUCAAGUAGCGUGGAUGGGAAGGACGAGUACGGCCGCCUCCUUCGGCGCACACUCAUGCGCUACAUCAAUCUGCUGGGUGUGCUGAUCUUGCGCUCGGUCAGCACUGCUGUCUUCAAGCGAUUUCCCAGCAUCGAACAUAUUGUGACAGCAGGCCUGAUGACUCCAGAAGAACACAAGAAGUUUGACAGUUUAAAUUCACCCCAUAACAAGUUCUGGAUCCCCUGUGUGUGGUUCUCGAACCUGGCAGUGAAGGCACGUAAUGAUGGAAGGAUCCGUGACAGUGUGCUCCUGCAAGGCAUCUUGAAUGAAAUGAACACUUUGCGCAGUCAGUGUGGGAGACUCUAUGGGUAUGAUUGGAUCAGCAUUCCAUUGGUCUACACACAGGUGGUCACAGUGGCUGUUUACAGCUUUUUCCUGGCUUGUUUAAUUGGUCGACAGUUCCUGGACCCUGCAAAGGAGUAUCCUGGCCACGAGAUGGAUCUCUUUGUGCCCAUCUUCACCUUCCUGCAGUUUUUCUUCUAUGCUGGCUGGCUAAAGGUAGCUGAACAGCUCAUUAAUCCAUUUGGGGAGGAUGACGACGACUUUGAAACCAACUGGCUCAUUGAUAGGAAUCUCCAGGUCUCCCUUAUGGCAGUGGAUGAAAUGCACCAGGACCUGCCCACUCUGCAGAAGGACCCAUAUUGGAACGAACCAGACCCACAGCCACCCUACACAGCAGCAACUGCGGAUUAUAAGCGGACAUCUUUCCUGGGCUCGACCUUUGACAUCAGCAUGCAGAAAGAAGAGAUGGAAUUCCAACCCCUGGAACAGAUUAAAGAGAACGAGGAAGCAAACCACUCCACCCCAUUGCUGGGCCACAUCAGCCGCUUCCUGAACGUCCAGUCCCCCACCUUCCCCAGGUCGUCCAGAAUGAACCUGAUGCGCCGGAGGAAUGACAGUGUGCCUUCUUCCCCUUAUUACGCAUACCCAGAUGUGGGCAAACCCGGCAGCCCAACCAGUAUCAACCAGCAAAGGGGAGACUGCUCCCCGGCAAGCUUCAGCUCCCAGGACCAAUGGGACAAGGCGGCCAGCAAGCUGAGAGAAUUUGACGCCUUCAUGUCCACUCCGUUCUACGAGAGGCCUGGCUUCUACAGCGCCCCACAGACACCCAUCAGCUCCAUCCCCAUGAUCUUCCCAUCCAGACGUCAAGGCCGCAAGAAGCCGCCUGCUCUCUCCAGCAUCGCCGCCUGCUCCUCUUCUUUGAGGGACAACUCCACCAGCCAAUCCCCUGGCAGAGCCAGCGACAUGGACAGAAGUGAGAACUCUCUUGGAUCGGGAACUAGAGAAACUUUUGUUUGGCCAACGGAGAAAGGCCAGGCUGCAGACUCCUUGGCAGUGACCAUUGAAGAGGUGGCAAAAAACUUGACCAAUGGAUCGAAGGAGAUUGCCCCUUUGGGAAGCCCAGGAGGGCCUCUGUCCUCAGCGAGCUCGGCAAGUCCCAAGUUUCCUUUCUUUGCGGAGUCCCCAGAUCCUGAGAUGCAGGCGAACGUCAAGGGUCUGAAAGGCCACCGGCAGCCCUGGUUUACACCAGACCGCUCAGCAACUCCAAACCCAGACUACCCCACCUACCUCCACUCCUAUGGUAUCAAGACCCCUAGCAGCAAUGGCCCUCCCACCUGCUUUCCCUUCACGCCCUUGACAUCCCCAGUGCUUGAGAGAUCCCGUCUGGGCAAAGCAAACGCUGCUGUUGGCUCUGCCUCGGAGGCUUCUCCUGGAGGCAUGGAGCAGGAUUCGCCAACAGUGCCGGGGGCUGCCAGAGAUGCAGGAAGUGGAGUCACCAACACUUAUCAUACCAAGGAUCAGAGAAAGGCAGCCAGCUCUUCUCCCAAUGACUCGGGCAUCUCCCUAGCAGAAGGAGACUUUGUCGGGUUAAUGGAAGUGAUCAUGGAAACCAGCGAGAGCACAGCUGAUGAAGGGAAGGAGGCAGAGAUAACUAAAUGAAAUGGGCUCACAGAUGCAUUUCAUCUAGGAUGGCAUGGUUUUUUAAAAAAUGAAGCUUCAUGGGUGCGCAGCCUCUUAAGAGACACCAGAAUCACAUACAAUGAGCUACAGAAGAGCUGAGAAGGUACAAACAUUGGGUUGAACAGAUCACACCAUAGAUAAUGCAUAGGCUUUUGCUUACAUGCUGGUUAAGAGUCAUUCAGGGCACUUGAGCACCACACGAUUAUGAAACCAGUUCUCAUUCCAGCAAGCCAAGGAGAGUGUGGGAGUCCCAGAAAUAUCCCAGUUGCUCCCAAAGCACAAUCCCAUCCUUGAGCGGAGGAUCAACAAGCAUCAGAAAGCAGUACUAAUUGGUCAGUCCCACCAUUGCAAGGAAGAGGCCCACCCAAUGUUCUGAGACAAUAUAGUGAUAUAAUCUUUUUGAGAAUGAGAGUGAAGUUUGCUUCCACUUCUAACACUGCAGAAAAAAAGGUGUCAGGUCUCAAAAAUUUGGGGAGCGUACACACAACAGCACUUAUGGAUAGAAAGAUUAAGGCUGUGGUUAAAAACCACUUGCUUGAUAAGCAUAAAGAGUUUUUUGCUGGCUGUCUAAGUCAACUGUAGGACAGAUAAUGAAGAAGCAGUUUUGCUGAGUGGCCAUAGCAUACAGAGCACCGUCAUUUGCGCUAUAUCCCUUUACUAAACACACAUUAGCAAUAGACAGCAUCACAGCUUUUAUUUGCCUACAAUCUAUUUCUAAAAAGCAGGUGACAAGUCAACUGAAGAAAAAGUUUCAGUUCCUUGUAGCUUUUAAUAGCACGAACAGAAAGCACAGCUAGACAAUGCCCCUGUUAAAUUACAGAGAGUUGGAUGUUUUGAUCUGGCUAUGUUUUAACACAGGAUCUUGAGCCAUUUACAGGUACAAUAAACGGCUCCUGUCAGGAUACAGCAAUUGCUGUAGCAACAUUCACGGGGGCAGGAAGAGAAUCGCUUACAAUUUUGGGUGUCAGCAUUUGCAGAAUAUCAUGCUCACUAAACUGGAAACCUUCAAAAACACCUACACUUCUUAGGGUAUCAAAUGAGAACCACCUCCACUUUUUAUUUUCUGCUACUGCUCUGCCAUUUUGGCCUAGCACACCACAAAGCACAGGAAACCCAUUUGGGGCCAUUGUUGAAAGUUCCAAAGAAGAAAUCCCUUCAUUGGAUCUAAUCCAUUGAUUUUGGCAUCCGUCUGUCUCGGUAGACGGUAGGAGAGUACGCCUUCGAGGGUGAAGUCAAAUGGUUGGAGUUGUAACACCUGCUGUGGUUGCAGAGACUGAUAAUGGAAGGGACAUGUUUUGUUGCAGCUGGGGCAGAUGAAGGCAUCCGGUUUAGUUACUUACAGGUGCACCAUGGGGUUUCUUUCUGCACUUCUCCCAGCAGUCAUUCAUCCUCUCGUAGACACACAAUCUAAUCCAGAUAGGGAAACUGUGGUUUUCCAGAUUAAGAGUCUCAUGCUGUACCGACUGCUCAUGAGUCACAGCCAAGAUGGCCAGUGGUCAGACAUGACUGCAGCCCAACAUCUGGAGGGCCCCAGGUUCCUCAUCCCUGAUUUAAUCUGUUCUCUAAGGAAGAUUAACCUUUUUUCCAGUUUACAGGAGGAAUUAAGAUGGGUCAGAAACAUACCAACUGUAAAAGCAGUUAUUAGUAAAGCAACAGACUUCCAAA
This is a messenger RNA of Podarcis raffonei (Aeolian wall lizard), 4002 nucleotides long. RefSeq names its product bestrophin 1 (gene BEST1). NCBI's taxonomy places the organism in Eukaryota, Metazoa, Chordata, Lepidosauria, Squamata, Lacertidae. Gene Ontology annotation, molecular function: chloride channel activity. The coding region runs from base 7 to 2316 and encodes 769 amino acids. The transcript is spliced from 9 exons. The record is from RefSeq and is a predicted model, not a curated record.